Molecule: messenger RNA, 2334 nt
Organism: Puma concolor (puma)
Lineage: Eukaryota; Metazoa; Chordata; Mammalia; Carnivora; Felidae
Source: RefSeq, a predicted model, not a curated record
AUGAAUGCUACUAAAAAUGAGAGACCAAAGUCCAGAAGCCACAAUUUUCACCUUUUUCAUGCCUUGAUGAUGCUAAGCAUGACCAUGCUGUUUCUUCCUGUCAUUGGAACUGCUAAGCAAAAUAUUCCACGACUCAAGCUGACUUACAAAGACUUGCUGCUUUCAAAUAGCUGCAUUCCGUUUUUGGGUUCAUCAGAAGGACUAGAUUUCCAAACCAUUCUGUUGGAUGAGGAGAGGGGCAGGCUGCUUGUAGGAGCGAAGGACCACAUCUUCCUGCUCAGUCUGGUUGACUUAAACAAAAACUUUAAGAAGAUUUAUUGGCCCGCUGCGAAGGAAAGAGUGGAAUUAUGUAAAUUAGCCGGGAAAGAUGCCAAUACAGAAUGUGCAAAUUUCAUCCGUGUACUUCAGCCCUACAACAAAACUCACAUUUAUGUGUGUGGAACUGGAGCAUUUCAUCCAAUAUGUGGUUAUAUUGAUCUUGGAGUCUACAAGGAGGAAGUUAUAUUCAAACUAGACACACAUAAUUUGGAGUCUGGCAGACUGAAAUGUCCUUUUGAUCCUCAGCAGCCUUUUGCUUCGGUAAUGACAGAUGAGUACCUCUACUCUGGAACAGCUUCUGAUUUCCUUGGCAAAGAUACCGCAUUCACGCGGUCCCUUGGGCCUACUCACGACCACCAUUACAUCAGAACUGACAUUUCAGAGCACUACUGGCUCAAUGGGGCAAAAUUUAUUGGAACUUUCCCUAUCCCAGACACCUAUAAUCCAGAUGAUGAUAAAAUAUAUUUCUUCUUUCGUGAAUCAUCGCAAGAAGGCACUACUUCUGAUAAAACCAUCCUUUCUCGAGUUGGAAGAGUUUGUAAGAAUGAUGUUGGCGGACAGCGCAGCCUGAUAAACAAAUGGACAACUUUUCUUAAAGCCAGAUUGAUUUGCUCAAUUCCUGGAAAUGAUGGGGCCGAUACUCAUUUUGAUGAGCUACAGGAUAUUUACUUACUCCCCACAAGAGAUGAAAGAAAUCCUGUAGUAUAUGGAGUCUUCACCACAACCAGCUCCAUCUUCAAAGGCUCCGCUGUUUGUGUGUACAGCAUGGCUGACAUCAGAGCAGUUUUUAAUGGUCCAUAUGCUCAUAAGGAAAGCGCAGACCAUCGUUGGGUGCAGUACGAUGGAAGAAUUCCUUAUCCCCGACCUGGCACUUGUCCAAGCAAAACCUAUGAUCCACUGAUUAAAUCCACCCGAGAUUUUCCUGAUGAUGUCAUCAGUUUCAUAAAGCGGCACCCUGUGAUGUUUAAAUCGGUGUACCCAGUUGCGGGAGGACCAACAUUCAAGCGAAUCAAUGUGGAUUACAGAUUGACCCAGAUCGUGGUGGAUCACGUUGUUGCAGAAGAUGGACAAUACGAUGUAAUGUUCCUUGGAACAGACAUUGGAACAGUCCUAAAAGUUGUCAGCAUUUCAAAGGAGAAGUGGAAUAUGGAAGAAGUAGUGCUGGAAGAGUUGCAGGUAUUCAAGCACUCAUCGAUCAUCCUGAACAUGGAGUUGUCUCUGAAGCAGCAACAAUUGUACGUCGGUUCCCGGGAUGGAUUGGUUCAGCUCUCCUUGAACAGAUGCGACACUUAUGGGAAAGCUUGUGCAGACUGUUGCCUGGCCAGAGACCCCUACUGUGCCUGGGAUGGAAAUGCAUGCUCUCGAUAUGCGCCCACUUCAAAACGGCGAGCCAGACGCCAAGAUGUAAAGUAUGGAGACCCGAUCACCCAGUGCUGGGACAUAGAAGACAGCAUUAGUCAUGAAACUGCUGAUGAAAAGGUGAUUUUUGGCAUUGAAUUUAAUUCAACCUUUCUGGAAUGUAUACCUAAAUCCCAACAAGCAUCUAUUAAGUGGUAUAUCCAGCGGUCAGGAGAUGAGCAUCGAGAGGAGUUGAAACCUGAUGAAAGGAUCAUCAAAACAGAAUACGGGCUACUGAUUCGAAGUUUGCAGAAGAAGGACUCUGGGAUGUAUUACUGCAAAGCCCAGGAGCACACUUUUAUCCACACCAUAGUGAAGCUGACUUUGAAUGUCAUUGAGAGUGAACAGAUGGAAAAUACCCAGAGGGCAGAGCACGAGGAGGGGCAGGUCAAGGAUCUGUUGGCCGAGUCACGGUUGAGAUACAAAGACUACAUCCAGAUCCUUAGCAGCCCAAACUUCAGCCUCGACCAGUACUGCGAACAGAUGUGGCACAGGGAGAAGCGGAGACAGCGAACCAAGGGCGGCCCCAAGUGGAAACACAUGCAGGAGAUGAAGAAGAAACGAAAUCGAAGGCAUCACAGAGACCUGGAUGAGCUUCCGAGAGCCAUGGACACGUAG